Molecule: messenger RNA, 3973 nt
Organism: Scophthalmus maximus (turbot)
Lineage: Eukaryota; Metazoa; Chordata; Actinopteri; Pleuronectiformes; Scophthalmidae
Gene: slc6a3
Product: solute carrier family 6 member 3
Exons: 16
Coding region: 351-2207 (618 amino acids)
Biological process (GO): sodium ion transmembrane transport; dopamine uptake involved in synaptic transmission
Cellular component (GO): presynaptic membrane; neuronal cell body membrane; neuron projection
Molecular function (GO): dopamine:sodium symporter activity; norepinephrine:sodium symporter activity
Source: RefSeq, a predicted model, not a curated record
CCCUGGGCUCUGUGCGUCUGUCACUGCAGGGCUUUCUUACAACUCCCCAUAGAUUUACACCAGCUCCUCUCAUCUUUUUUUUUCCCGUCUCCAUCUUCCUCUCCUCUUUUACCGUGAGUCUGUCUCUCAGUCCAGUUGUUAUUUCCGUUUUGUUUUUUUAACUGCUAUAUUUGACUUAACGUGAGUCUUAACUUCUCAAGGACGGUCUGCGUGAAUAUGGUCAGCAUCAGUUUGCAGCAUCAAGGACGAACACCGGCACAACUCUAAUUGAAUUAUCGUAACGGACAACUUGAGGAGCUUUUACCUGUCAUUGUUGUGAGAAGCUACCGGCUUUUCACGGCCCACCCUCCAUGCUGAUGGAGAGAGCCGCUGCCGGUGCCAUGUCCUCGGCUGUAGCCCCAGAAAAAAACAAUUCCAACACCAUGGGCCCCAAAGAGGUGGAGCUGAUCCUUGUAAAGGAGCAGAAUGGGGUCCAGUUCACCACGACCACCUUGGUGGCUCCGACCCCAACUCAGACCAGCCCCAGUGGGGAAGAGGAGCGGGAGACCUGGGGCAAGAAAAUUGACUUCCUGCUGUCGGUCAUCGGAUUCGCCGUGGACCUCGCCAACGUCUGGAGAUUCCCCUACCUCUGCUACAAGAACGGAGGAGGUGCAUUCCUGGUGCCAUACCUGUUCUUCAUGGUGAUAGCAGGCAUGCCUCUCUUCUACAUGGAGCUGGCUCUGGGACAGUACAACAGGGAGGGGGCAGCGGGGGUGUGGAAGAUCUGUCCUAUAUUUAAAGGCGUUGGCUUCACGGUGAUCCUCAUUUCCCUCUACGUUGGCUUCUACUACAACGUCAUCAUCUCCUGGGCGCUGUUCUACCUCUUCUCCUCGUUCACCGGCGACCUGCCCUGGGUCCACUGCAACAACAGCUGGAACAGUCCCAACUGCUCCGACUGGGCGGACAACAGCUCAGCGAGUGACAUUUACAAGGCCACGCCGGCGCAGGAGUACUUUGAUCGAGGGGUGCUCCACAUCCAGGACAGCAACGGCAUCGAUGACCUGGGUCGCCCACGCUGGCAGUUGACGUCCUGUCUAGGCGUGGUGAUUGUUCUGCUCUAUUUCAGUCUCUGGAAGGGCGUCAAGACGUCUGGCAAGGUUGUGUGGAUCACAGCCACCAUGCCCUAUGUGGUCCUGACUGUGCUGCUGCUCCGCGGAGUCACUCUGCCUGGAGCCAUCGAUGGCAUUAAGGCCUAUCUCUCCGUGGACUUCCUGAGACUCUGCGAUGCCAAGGUCUGGAUCGAGGCAGCGACACAGAUCUGCUUCUCGCUGGGAGUGGGGUUUGGUGUGCUAAUUGCCUUUUCCAGCUACAACAAAUUCAGCAACAACUGUUACAGAGACGCCAUCAUCACCACCUCCAUCAACUCUUUAACCAGUUUCUUCUCCGGCUUUGUGGUCUUCUCCUUCCUCGGUUACAUGUCGCAUAAACACAACGUGGACCUGGACAAAGUUGCCAGAGAUGGUGCUGGGUUGGUGUUUGUCAUUUACCCAGAGGCCAUUGCAACAUUACCCGGGUCAUCGGUGUGGGCGGUUAUCUUCUUCAUCAUGUUGCUGACGCUGGGCAUUGACAGUGCUAUGGGUGGGAUGGAGUCGGUGAUCACGGGGCUGAUCGACGAAUUCAAAUUCCUCCACAAGCACAGAGAGCUGUUCACCCUCUUCAUUGUCGUUGCCACCUUUCUCAUAUCCCUCUUCUGUGUUACAAAUGGCGGGAUGUAUGUGUUUACUCUGCUGGACCACUAUGCAGCCGGGACAUCGAUCCUCUUCGGAGUGCUUAUUGAAGCCAUCGGCAUUGCAUGGUUCUAUGGAGUGGAUCGUUUCAGUGACGACAUAGAGGAGAUGAUUGGCCAGCGACCGGGCCUGUACUGGAGGCUGUGCUGGAAGUUUGUCAGCCCCUGCUUCCUCCUGUUCAUGGUGGUGGUGAGCUUCGCCACGUUCAACCCUCCGAACUACGGCUCCUACGUGUUCCCCCCGUGGGCCAACUCCGUGGGGUGGUGCCUGGCCAUGUCCUCGAUGACCAUGGUGCCGCUCUACGCCAUCUACAAACUCUGCACCCUGCAGGGAAAGUUUUGCAACAGGCUGGCUUACGCCAUCACCCCAGAGACGGAGCACCAUUUGGUCGACAACGGCGAGGUCCGGCAGUUCACUCUGCAGCACUGGUUGGUGGUCUGAGAGCGACAGACACUGAUAGAGAGAGAGAGAGAGAGAGAGAGAGAGAGAGAGAGAGAGGCAGAGUGAGAGUAUGGACGUUGGGUGGAUGAAUGCAUGCACAGCGAAGGCCUGUUGGAGCAAGAGAGGAAGAGAGCGAUAGCCAUUAAAAACCGGCGUCGGUGGUGGUGGUGGUGGUGGGAGCUCUUUUAAAGUGCUGACAAAAAGAAGAGAAAAAAGAUAUAAUAUAUAGUGUUCUUUGAUUUCAACGGUGGAAUGUGUGAAGCUGUGCGUUGUCCACCAUUGUGUGGACAAUACUGGGAUUCAGUCAGACAGUGUGGCGUGUGUCGUCUCAGCCCGUUACUCCCAUAAAGACAAACGUCACAGUGAACUGUGAAUUCUAUGUUUUGGGGGAGUCGGUAAAACAAUGCUCUGAAUGUACAUGGGUUGAAGAGUUUGAGAUGCUACAAAAGAACUUUUUAUUAGCGAAUGACAUUAGCGGUUUACUUUUUUUGUCAUUCCGGAUGUGUGGGCGGCGCGACGGAGGCCACAGGUUUCACCGAAUCCCAGUCGCAUUUCUUGUUCAUGUAAUCAUUUAUCGAGUAGCUCUUUAAAAAAAAAAAAAGACUGUUAUUAUGUUAUGUCACAGAUUUAUCGAGGCAUUGAAAGAAAGAAAAAGACUUACUUUUGUUUACAUCAUAAUCAUUUUACGGGAAAGUAUAGCUGCUACAUCAACACAACCAAAACAUCUGAAUAAGCUGAAAUUGUCCCAGGAAUAAUUUACCUGACUGAGCUUUCUCACUGAGCUGGUUUAAAGAAAAGCUCAUUAUUUAAAGAUCAACAAAAAAUCAAUUGUUGUGAUAAAAGUCACUUCAUCUCGCCACGUUCCUCCUUUUAGUUAUGCGGGAUUAAGCAACGGAUCAACAUUAUUGAAACACUCCCGUUAAAUUAUAAUCAUGUGAAAUCCUAGAAAUUAAACUGUUGUCAGUGAUACACAAUAAAAUAUAAUGUAUCAAUGAGACCUAAAUAGUUUCAAGCAGCUGCUUUGGAGCCCUAAUAAGUGAACAUACACUCCACUCAACUUCCAAAUAAUUAUCACUGACACACGGAGAAAAUAAAAAAGCAUAACCCACGUUGAUAUUUUUUCUGCCACAUCCACCUCAGUUUCCUCGGUGGUCAGGACGCGCUGACUGUCACGUUUCCUCCAGAGAGCACGAAGCUUUAAUUCAACCGUUUACAGAAUCGUAUUCACUAUCUCAAGACUGUUUAAAAAAAACGCUGCUUUUUAUUGAACCGCGACUGACUAGUGUGUAAUGUAACAUAUGAAGUUAUUUAAGUUAUACAGUACAUCUGUGUAAGUAAAUGUAACGUAGAGGGGCUUGUACCGUAUCGUAUUGUAGCAUUGAAUAACAAGACCAACAAGAUUACGUAUAUUAUAUAUAACUCUAUAUAUAAUCUAAGAUUAUAUAUCCGAGGCCUGUUUCCCUUUCACUUGAACCGGAAAGUUGUCUCAAGACUUUUGUAUAUAAUAUAUAAUAUUAUUGCUCUGUUACUGUGGACUUGAUAUUAGCCUUAAGGACCGUGAUGAGAAUUACAUGGGCAAUCCAUAUAAACUGUUUGAAUCGGAAACUAUAAAACUUUUUUUCCUAACAGGUCAGGUGUGAGUUGUUUCUCACCUCGUGGUACAUGUAACACCCUAAAGGGUUAAUUAUGUCCAAAACUGUAUGCCUGUGCUGCUGUACUGUGCCUUGUGUUGUUCCUGACUGUAUGACUUUGUUUUGUACUGUCAA